Molecule: messenger RNA, 1139 nt
Organism: Salvia hispanica
Lineage: Eukaryota; Viridiplantae; Streptophyta; Magnoliopsida; Lamiales; Lamiaceae
Source: RefSeq, a predicted model, not a curated record
UGUAUGGUCGUCCAUCGCCUCCUUCACCGAGGUCGGCUUUCCCCUACAACUAGACUUGACAUUUAUCUACCUCAUUACUCAACCAAUAUUCAUUAAUGAAGUCAGUAGAGAUGGUGUCGAGGGUGUAUAUAAGGCGAUAAACAAUGCAACGAACAAUCACUCACCAAUUAAACCAAUCUAUUCGACAUGAACUUCCGAAUCCCUCAACAAGCAGCCUUCUUUUACCAAGGAAAAUGGAACCGAAAGAUGGAUACCCUCCUUCUUUCGACUAUGGUGAAUCUGAGAGGCGGGGUCGGGAAUGGCACGACGAUUGCGCAACCGAUGAAGUGCUUCGCAUUCUCCGUGGAGUGAUCAAUCCUCCAUUUGGCGCGAACCUUUCCACUGAUGACAUAGCAGUCCGAGUGAAAGUGAUGAAGGCCCGGUACUUGACGUUCAAGAAAGUCACCCGGACCAACGGAGCGUAUUGGAAUAUGAAAGAGAAGAUGGUGGAGGCCGACGCUUCCACAUGGAAGGUGAUUUUCCAGAAUGAUGCCUCGGCGGGUGCAUGCUACUACCGUGAUGAACCCGAAUUCUGCUUCCUAGCUAGUUUGUUUGGCUUGUUCGAUAUCAAAGACAAUAUCCCUCACGAGGUUAUCACCCUAUAGGACAACACCGAGGUCAUCGUGUUAAGUGAUUCGGUGGUUCCCGACGCUCCCAUCCGUGGGAUACAAUUCCAUUCACCGGCCGACUUACACGAGGUAACUUCGCCAAUGUCGGGCCCAUCCACACGAGUUCGUCGAAAACUAUUUGAUGUGGGUGGUCCAUGCUUUGAUGAGGAGUCGUCUACCAUAGCUCCGGCACGAUUUAAACAGUCGGCGAAGGUGGUUUUAGGCUCGCCUAAAAGGUCUUCGUGCGCGUCAUGGAGUCCUUGCUCUAUUUCACGUUGAACACUCCCGUAAAUGGCAUGGUUUAGGGCCAUGGUAAGGGUUGCAUUAUCUUGUGUGUUUUGUGGUUUAGUAAGUUCUAGGUAUCUGUUUAUUUAACUUUAUUCUAUGUAGUUGGAAGUAGCUGAGCUUUUGGUGGUGGAGGUUGUUGUGUGUGUUGUAGCGUUAAUUACCUAUGCUUUCCGUUAUGUCAGUGAGGUUUGUAGUGUUAUUUGA